This is a messenger RNA of Neofelis nebulosa (Clouded leopard), 1912 nucleotides long. RefSeq names its product DiGeorge syndrome critical region gene 6 like (gene DGCR6L). NCBI's taxonomy places the organism in Eukaryota, Metazoa, Chordata, Mammalia, Carnivora, Felidae. The transcript has 4 exons. The coding region runs from base 124 to 765 and encodes 213 amino acids. The record is from RefSeq and is a predicted model, not a curated record.
UAAAAGGGGGCGGGACGCGCCGCGUUCGAGAUGGUCGUAAAAUGGGCGGGAUGCGUCUCACUCGGACCUGACGCAGAGGAGGCGUGGGUUGCUCCGGCCGGCGGCUGACUGGGCGCGACCACCAUGGAGCGCUACGGUGGCGCCUUCGAAGAGGCGGUAGAUGGGGCCCGACAGCAGGAGCGGCACUACCAGCUGCUAUCUGCACUACAGAGCCUAGUUAAAGAGCUUCCCAGCUCUUUCCAGCAGCGCCUGUCCUACACCACGCUCAGCGACCUGGCUCUGGCGCUUCUUGACGGCACCGUGUUCGAGAUCGUGCAGGGGCUGCUGGAGAUCCAGCACCUCACCGAGAAGAGCCUGUACAAUCAGCGCCUGCGGCUACAGAAUGAGCACCGAGGGUCAAUUCCCCUUCCAGCGGCGCAGAGCCCCACACCACCCCUGCCCCCUCACCCGCACUAUGCCCUGUGUCACCCUUUGGAACCAAAAACUUCUUCACUCGAGCCACACCCUCAGCCCUUGGCUCCUCCCAGGCGUACCCACUCGGGGGUCUCCGGAGCCCCUUCCUGCAAGCAGGUGGUGGUGAUUGGCUGCCAUUGCUUUCCUUGGUCACUGCUAAAGCCAGGCAGUGGCCACAGCUCUCGUCUCACCCAGUGGAAGCUGGAUGUUGUCCUGAGAUUUGCAGCAAUGUUUGAUAAACAAAGUGAAGGAGAUAACGUGUUCCUGCAUUUAUCUAUUUAUUUCCUCCCAUCCUGCCUCCACGUGGUGUAAACAUUUACCAGGGAGCAUCUUCCUUGUCCCUGUGUGUAUGCAGGUGUCUCAAGGGUGGUUCUUGGUUUCACACUCAUUUAAUGUGAUAAAUGCCAUUGUUGAGGUGUACACAGAAUGCCAAGAAACAGGAGAUUGGUAAGGUUCAGGGCACAGCAGGUGCCAAACCACUGGCUAAGAGGUAUCUGCCUAAGACCUAGUGUUGGGUUUGUUUCCUUAUGGCCGAGGACCCCUCCUUACAGGAGAGAUCUAGCCAUUUGACAUGGAUCUAGGAUCUAUGCUGUAGAGUUUUGUAUAUUCUGUUUUGUGAUUGGUUUCUUUCCAUCCCAUGAUACCUUUCUCCUCAGUCCAGUCCUAUCAGACUAGACAACUUUGCUUAUGUUUAUGGUAUGAUUUAGUGGCAACUGUAGGAGCUUUCCUCAGUGGCCUUGGUGAACUCCUCUCCAAGUAACAUAGACACCCCCCCCCCACCCCCAGCAGAGGACCUCUAAUGGCUCAUCUCAUCCUUGGGCCCAUCCUACUCCCUCUGGGAGUGGUGGAUGGGGUGGGGCAGGUCUGCCCACCCUGAAGGGCAGCUCUGAGGGAGUGACACAACCAUGCCUCUGGAAGCAGAGACCAUGCCAUGCUUUGGCACAAUGACUCCUCAUCCUCCUUUUCCCAGACCUUUGCCUGGGUGGUCUCCUGGACAUCUCUGUAUAUAUCACAUGGGUGAUGGGCAGCUCACACCCAGGAAUGCUGGCCUGUGGCCAUCUGAACCUAGAAGCCUCCAGACCGCAGUCUCCCACUCCUGUUGGUCUUCUGACCCCGGGCUAUAGCCCUGGCCCCACCCCUACACCAGCCUGCCCUCGCUCACCCUCCUCUGUUGCAUUCUUGCACCGAGUCCCCUCGAUCCUCGCUGCUAGAGAAUGGCCCUGCCCUGGCUGAGGGAAAGACUGAGUGAGCUAGGGGAUUGGGCAUCCCCCAGAACUCCACCCAGCUGCUAGUGCAGGGCUUCGGGCAGGCUGGGUCAUCAGGCAGGGCUUCAUGUCUGCGCCUUGUCCUGGCUGCCCCAUGGUGGGACAGCCAGGGCAGGUGCUGAGGCAAGAGGUGUUCCCUGACCCCCUCCCAUCUCACCUCCCACCACCUACCUGACUUCUCUGGUCUCAUCUCC